This is a messenger RNA of Rhineura floridana, 2766 nucleotides long. It is a transcript of the gene CDA, whose product is annotated as cytidine deaminase. The coding region runs from base 588 to 1013 and encodes 141 amino acids. The transcript is spliced from 5 exons. Lineage: Eukaryota; Metazoa; Chordata; Lepidosauria; Squamata; Rhineuridae. The record is from RefSeq and is a predicted model, not a curated record. Gene Ontology annotation, molecular function: zinc ion binding; cytidine deaminase activity. Gene Ontology annotation, cellular component: cytosol.
GAGCACUGCCAGGAGGGUGGGGAAGAGGACUCGCCAUUGUUGCCCUCCCCAGCAUUUCCCUGUUCGCUGCCAUCAAUCUUCUCGGGUGGAGAAAAAAAGGAGCCAUCUAGUCUGGGAACCUGAAAUCAUCGCAGAGCCAGACCAGAGAAGGACAAGGAGCUGUGCAGGAGAGCAACCAGGGACACUGAUCUGACUCACCCCGUUGGCUAUUGGAAACAGCAAAAAGUUGGCAAAUUUAAUUACAGGGGGAAACAGUUGCAGAGAGAGAGGGCAGGCAAGGCCUCCCCGCUGCUGCCGCUGCCCACAGCCAGCCAGUAGAGCCAGGUCAAGAUCAGAGAUCAAAGUACUGCACUCAGAGAAAGUUAUUUUGCAUUGCCAGAGAGCCUGGCCAGGCGCCUUUGGCAAGAGAGGUGCGUGUUGAUGCAUGGCCUCCGGAAGAGAAAGGCCCAAUAUAAGCUACAGAGGGGUCCUCUUCUGAUGUGAAUGAAAGGAAGAUCAAGGCUGGUGUCUCUCCCUGGGUGUGUGGCUUUGCGGAGGGAGUCCCUUAGAGAUACUGCCCCAGCGUUACAAGGGCACAUCAGCCCAUAAUGGCCAGCUCUGCGGUAGGACCUGAGCAAGUUAAGCUCCUUCUGGCCGCGUGCAGAGAUGCAAAGGAGUUUGCCUACUGCCCCUACAGCAACUACCCUGUGGGGGCUGCCCUCCUGACCUCAGAUGGGAAGAUCUUCUCUGGUUGCAAUGUUGAAAAUGCAUGCUACCCGCUGGGGGUGUGUGCUGAGCGUACGGCCAUCCAGAAGGCAGUGUCGGAAGGGCAUACCAAAUUUCGAGCUAUAGCUGUGAUUUGCAACAGCCGAGAAUUGUACGCCACGCCCUGUGGGAGUUGCAGACAAGUGCUCAGAGAGUUUGGCAAAUACUGGGACAUCUACUUGGCCAAGGCAGAUGGGACAUACAUACAGAAGACUUUAGAGGAUUUGCUGCCUUUCUCCUUUGGACCAGAAGACCUGAAGGAGGUUUGAAGGUAGCCAAGAAAACGGAUACAACUCAGAGGCUUCGGUGACCUGAUGCUGCCUGCACGAGAGAUUCCUUUCAUUUUAUUUAUUUCAAAAUUAUUUCCGAUUCAGAGAUUUAGUUCCAAGUGUGUUUCCUGUAGCUUGCCCUGCACAUGCUGGAAGCUACCUGGGAAGUCUUUUGACUAAUAGCAAUCUACAUGGAAAUCAGAAAUGUUUUGCUGCUCAGCGCCCUGCUUAUUUCCCCUGCUAACUCUCCCCUAAAAGAGAAGAUGGCUUCAUUCCAACAUUUGCAUUCCUGGCAUGCAAUGUUUCAGGUGGAAGAUAGAAAGGUGCCUUAUAUCAGGUCAGACCAUUCGUCCAUCUAGGUCAGUAUUGUCUACCCUGACUGGCAGCAACUCUCCAAGGUUUCAGACAGGGGUCUUUUACAGCCCUACCUGGAGAUGUCAGAGAUUGAACCUGGGGCCUUCUGCAUGGAAAGCAUGUGGUCUGCCACCAGACUACAGCCCUUCCUCUAUUGCCCGGGUGAGGAAACUCUGUUGGGGCCCUUACCCUCUUUUUAUGUGACUUCAGUCUAAUUUCACGCACCUAGCAAAAAAAGGGGAAAGGCAGGGCCAAGAGAGAAAAGGUGGUGGCAGAAAGAGAGACAAGGGAAUGCCUCACUCACCACUGGGUCUGGCCCCCGACAGAUUACUCCCAAGGGACUGUAGCCCUUGACAGAAAAAGUUCCCUAUCCUUGGUCUAUUGGGAUGCAGGAAGCAGCCAUGUACCAAAUUGGUCCACCUAGCUCAGUAUUGUCUACACUGACUGGCAGUGGCUUGCCAGGGUUUCAGGAAGGGAACCUUUCCCAGCCGUAGCCGGAGAUGCCAGGAUUGAACCUGGGAAUGUUCUGCAUGCAAGGCAGAUGUUCUGACACUGAGCUAUGACCCAUCCCCUAAAGAUUAAAAAAAAAAAAUCCCAGUCCUCAGGGUUCUGAGUAAAGGGUUGAUGUAAAUAGGACAUAGAAAGCUGCUUUAUACUGCAUCAGACCAUUGGGCUAUCAAGCUUAUAUUUCUCUGAAGCUCACCUGGGUCUCAGAUGACUUGGAUGGCAGUGACUGAAUCUGAGGUUUUCUGCAUGCAAAGCUUCACCACUAAGGUACACCCCUGCACUUCCAGGACUGGAUUUAAUCAGGACGCACAACAUUUAUGACUAGAAUUCCAGCCAAACCUUUUUUCCAAAGAGGUUACUUUUGUGAAUCGCCAUGCAAAAUAUACACCAAUAUCAAACCAUAGUGGAUGAUUGCAGAGCUGUCCAGCUUUUGUUUAUUUAAGACAUUUAUACUCCACUCUUUCUUACAAAACAUCAAGAGCAAGGCAGGCUUACCAUCUAAAAGACAUGACACAUAAGGAAAAGAAGAGAGGUAGGGGAGGGGGUAAGCACGCAAAGCCCCAGUUCGUAGGGCUACAGGUCUUAUAACACAAGCUCUAUAGCUCUGUCUACACGGAUUCUGGCAGUUUUAGAGAACAUCCCUCCCCACACACAUACCUGCGAGCAAAACUGGUGGUGAUUAGAGGUGGGUGAGAAUUUUGAUUCCGUUCACAUUUCAAGCAGAAUUUAUCAAAUUUGCAAUUUCCAAAAUAAUAUAACCGAAAUACUGUCAUCCUUCCAAAUUUGCAUUUAUUAGAAUUUUGGGAUGUAGUUCACCAACGAAACAUUUACAAAACUGUUCAUAUUAGGGGACAGUGUGGAUAAAAAUAAAUGUAUGAGUGAAAGAAAAUAA